This is a messenger RNA of Sceloporus undulatus (fence lizard), 5040 nucleotides long. RefSeq names its product TLE family member 5, transcriptional modulator (gene TLE5). Bases 1 to 774 code for a protein of 257 amino acids. Gene Ontology annotation, biological process: negative regulation of canonical Wnt signaling pathway; regulation of DNA-templated transcription. Lineage: Eukaryota; Metazoa; Chordata; Lepidosauria; Squamata; Phrynosomatidae. The record is from RefSeq and is a predicted model, not a curated record. Gene Ontology annotation, molecular function: protein binding; transcription corepressor activity. Gene Ontology annotation, cellular component: nucleus; transcription regulator complex. The transcript has 8 exons.
AUGUUUGAAAAGCAUUUCAUGGAGCCUGCUCCUGGCAAACUGAGGACAGUUGCAGAGUUCGCACUUGGAACCGAGUUUGCUGCAAUUGCCGGCUGCCGCAGUCUCUGGAUCCGGAGCCCAAGAGGAGCAGCAGCAGCAGCAGGGAAGGCAAGGCAAGGCAGGCAGGCAGGCGCCGCGGGACAUGAUGUUUCCUCAAAGCCGGACUCGGGUUCCUCUCAUCUGCCACAGCAGCUGAAGUUCACAACGUCAGAUUCUUGCGACCGGAUCAAAGACGAGUUCCAGCUCCUUCAGGCUCAGUACCAUAGCCUGAAGUUGGAAUGCGAUAAACUUGCAAGUGAGAAGUCAGAAAUGCAGCGCCAUUACGUGAUGUACUAUGAGAUGUCCUACGGGCUCAACAUCGAAAUGCACAAACAGGCUGAAAUUGUCAAGCGGUUAAAUGGAAUCUGUGCCCAGGUCUUGCCCUACCUUUCGCAAGAGCACCAACAACAGGUCCUGGGAGCCAUUGAGCGAGCCAAGCAAGUGACCGCACCAGAGCUGAACUCCAUUAUCCGGCAGCAGCUUCAGGCUCACCAGCUCUCCCAGCUCCAAGCUCUCGCUCUUCCCUUGACUCCACUGCCAGUGGGAUUGCAGCCUCCAUCUCUCCCCGCCGUCAGCGCAAGCACUGGGCUCCUCUCUCUCUCUGCCCUGGGCUCCCAAGCUCACCUGUCCAAGGAGGACAAGAACGGCCAUGACGGCGACGCUCACCAAGACGACGACGGAGAGAAGUCAGAUUAGGGUGGAGUGGCCAGGGUGGGAUGGGACGGGGUGGGGAAUCGGGAUCUGGGGUGGGGCAGUGAAGAGGAAAACAUGCGGUAUUUGCUCUGGCGGGUGCUCGUCGGAACUGCGAAUGGUGUUUGGCGGGGCGGCGAAGGGGGAGGAGCCUCCCCAGUGAUGCCCCUCCCCUUCCACCAUCUGAAUGGGGUGCCAGUUGCCUUACCCCAUCCACCAUUGCAGCAAUAACAUUUUGGCCCUUCGCCCCUCUCCACCCGCACGCGAGCGAUAACCUCCAGGAUAUUUCGUUGCACUGCAGGUUGUCCAUGUAUAGUUUUGUGUUUCCGGGGUGUGUGGGGUGGGGGGUACAGGAUGACGACUGAGCUUGCCCUCUUCCUCGUUUCUCCCCGAUUUCCAUCUUUUAAGUUCCAUGUUUGAAUAUGGGUGUUGGUAUCCCGACCGUAACGUUUUAGCGAUAGCUCCAGUCUUGCGGUGAUUCUCCUCUGGAACAGUAUGCUGUGUGGUAACCCGGAGACUUUUGACCCCUACUUUGGUGUGCUUGUAACUCAGUGUUUGUACAAAAAAUUUAAAAAGGAGGGGCAUAGGUUGGAGGAGGACUUGUGUAAGGGGGAAGAGGAUGUGAUGUUCUUACUUAGCAGUCCCGAUUCAAAUGGAACCAUAGGAGAGAGAAAGAGAUCCGUGCGGAUUCCAACUUUCCCCCAAAAUCCCGCAGAAAAGUCCCGCUGGCAUGUUCAGCUUGGCAAGCACUCGCCAGAAAUGAUGGGUAGAAAGUGGGCUGGGAUUCAUCGGUUGAUAGGGGAAGGUUUUAUAGCAGCUCAACAAACUCGUUUGAUUCCGAUUGCCAAUUAAACCCCAUUUUACUGACUUUUUAAAACGAUGUUAUCCAUAUAUACCCAAUCUGUAGUACCUUGGACCGUUCCCAUCCACAGGGAUUCGGUUCCCCACCACCACAGAUGGUAAAAACACAGAUGGUUGUAGCUUGUUUUUUUCAGUGGUUGCAACUUGCGUGCAGAUGCAUCCGCACAUCCGCAUGCAUGCACCGCCAUUGAAUAAUAAACGGUGUGGCAGUUCACAGGUGGUCAAAUCCAUAGAUGGGUAACCUGCCAAUAAAAAAGCAUCCUUUGAGUUUAGGAAUGUUGCCAUUUUGGAUUACUACUACUAGAAUGCUUCCUCACCAGCGUGGCUCCAUAUUGGUGGGAAGCAUUCUGGGAGUUGUAUUCCAAAAAAGUGAACUCUCCAGGCAGACACAGAUUUGGACAUGUCAUGGUAGUUGUAUUCCUAAGAAGUGAACUUUUCCGAGCAGACAUAAAUUUGGACAGGUCCACGUCCCAAUUAUCUCAAGGCGCCACUCAUGGGGUGGAGUCAGUCAUUGGCCCAUCCCCUGAGUUGAUGAUUGACAUCUAGCAUCUCCCCUACCCCAGCUAACGCACUAUUUUGCAUCUGAUUGAUGGACUUUGGAGUUUCAGUUUUUCAAAAACGAAGUAGAUACGCUUGUUUUGUCCGUUUGCCUGUGAGUUGCAAUGUUCAGCUCUGGACAUGGUCACACAGAGAGCGGCUGCGUUCCCAGAGGCCUUUUAUUCAGCCUCCCUCUAGUACUGGGAUGGGGAACCUUGUGUCGUUUUGGACUCCCAGCGCCCAUGUUUACAGCCCUGGUGAGGAUGAUAAGAGCUAUUGUCCAGGCACAUGUGAAGGACUGUUUCCGAAGUUGGUGAAGAUCUUGAGACAGGCCUUCCAAUUUGAAUCGUAAUGAUUGUGUUGUGCAAUUGGGCGCCUGUAUUUGCAUCUAGUAAAUUGUGCAAAUGGGUCCCGGUAUUUGCAUCAGUGUGCAAUUCCAUCGGCUUGCUCUUUACUCCACCUAUUUAUGGGGUGGGGGUUUAGUUUGCAGAAACAGAAGCUUGAAAAAUUGUGUGUCGAGGUGGUUGGUUGUCCAUCACAGAGCCUGUUCUCCCUACCUUUCUCCCUCAAAGAUAAGUUAUUCUCUCUCUUAACCAGUGAUGUAGUGGAAAAUGUUGAAGGCAAUCAUCAUGAUAGACCCUAUAGUUGCUCAUAAAAGUCAGCCAGGAUGAACAAUAUCCGGCUUAGGGAUGGAAAGGCCCUUCAAAAAUGUUCAAGCAGUUGUCAAAAACCGUUUUUCGAAUGUCGAAAACCCCCACGGAGAAUAAUCUUGGACCGAUGGGAAUCUUAGCAGUUUGGGACAAAUUCUGCACAAAACUCACAGAAAACUGAAUUUUCUGUGCAAGGAAUGCUAUGUCUGUGCAGAAAAUGCUGUAAUUGGGGACUUAUUCUGCACAAAAUUGGCACCGGGGGGGGGGGGUUCCUUAGAAAACAAUUUUAUCUGCGCAAGGACCAGCUUUUUCUGUACAGGCAGUUAUGCACAGAAUAAACCAGUGAUAGUUGAAACCGGUUCAAAAGUGCUGUGACUUUGGUUGUGCAGGAAGACACAAUGUGAUUUUGGGUUACAACAGGGAUAGCUCGUCAUAAUAUGUGACUGGGCAGACCCGUUUCUGUCUCCUGCCAUUGUAUUCAUAGCAGCUAAAAAUAGAGGGGAAAGAGGAGUCCAAGGAGGGGUACAAGUGAUGUCCUGGAUCCUGUUCAUCCAAAAGGUCCAAGGGCUUUGACCCACAGAGCCCUGGCUCCAUUACACUACUACAUUCAUUCUCAGAAAUUGUUCCGGUUUGACUCCAAAUUGUCAGUCCCUAUCCUGAUCCCUUCCUUCCUUGCUUCCCGCGUAAAAUUUCUGCAGUAUCUCUCAUGAGGUUCUGGAAGUUGUCCUAGUCCACCCCCUUUUAUGCCGCGGCGGACGUUGGCUCCCCUAUCAGCGGUGAAUCCACACCAGGUUGUAGCCUUUUCUUUAAAGGAGUUUAUCCUUAAGCCAUGGGUGGGCAACUGCAGAAAGCUAGGGGGCACACCAAGGUCCAAGAGACCUUGACGAGCCGCACACCCCACAUUGCAGCCGUUCCUGCAAAAAUAAAAAUUGACAUUUUAUUUUUGCCUCCAAACACUUUCUUAGGGGAGGUGGCAGGGAGAGGCAUUUCCACCUUGUUGGGGGACCAGGGCUUUUUUGUUUGUUUGUUUCAAAAAUGGCCUCUCCAGGGCGUAGAUUAGCCGAGGUGGGAGGCAAAUAUACUGUAUAGUAGACCCUUACCAUUUGCUGGGUUUAGGGGCUCAAGACUAUCGUGAAUGUGGAAAAAAGGCAAAUUAAAAACAACCACUAUUUUUAUACCUCUCUAGGAAUUUCUAGGUCCUCCAGCACAACUCUAUGGUGAACGUCCUCCAGCAGUUGACCAUAGAAUUAUCCUUGGAAGUACUUACAAAUGCCCAGAGGAGUGUUUUCUAGGAACCUCUCGGUCCUCCAGCAUGACUCUAUGGUCUGCCUCUGGGGGACGUUGACCAUAAUGGAGUCGCGCAGGAGGACUUAGAGAUCCCUAGAGAUAACAUGUUGAUCAAAUUCGUGAAUAGCCAAAGCCGCAAAUGUGAAGGGCCAACGGUAGUUGCUCCUACAUCCCAUACACAGCAUUUUGGGGCCAGAAAAUCUGAAACAUUUUGCAAAAAGUUUGUUUGGGGUAUUCAAUGUGGGGGAAAUGCCCUUCAAGCCUCUUCUAAGAGAGCAUUUUGGAAGGAAAAAAAAAAUGCCCCUCGGGGGUCAUAAAAAUGGUUUACAUGUUCAGCGGGCUGACACAAGUGGUGGCAAUGCCCCAUAAACCUCCUUAGGGGGAAUUCUGGAGGGGAAAAAAUGCCCCGUGCGGAUCAUACAAAUGGCUCUGCGCUUUCCUCGCCCCUGUCCUACACAGAUUCUAGGCUUUCAAAGGUACCGAACCUUAUCCCUAAAUAUUAUUCCAAUUCCAGGGUCCUGAACUCUAUUCCUAAAUAGGUUCGGCACUCGGGGAAGCAGUGGAAAGCCUGGAAAGCUGGAGUGGAAGCCGCCACUGCUGCCCUUCCGUAAGCCCCCCUCGCUGCCUCUUUCCUCCCCGCCAGCACCAUUUCCGAUGGCGAGCACCUUUGUCAUUAUGCAUGUAUCUUGUUUUUAAAGUAGCACAGAAGCAAAAAUUUUUAUAUAUAUAUAUAAAUAUAUAAAUAUAUUAGAUCUGUAACCCUCCCACCCGCCCCGCUUUCCUGGUAAAGCUCUCGACGGUGUGUCAUUUUCACUCCCUUGCUUCCUAUCUCUUCCCAACCGUCCCUGAAUUUCCUGGUAAAUCUGGAAUUUUUCUAAUGUAACAAUGGCUAAAUAUCCCCCCCCUUUUUUCCCAUUGCCCCUUUUGAGUUUUCUUG